AUGACGCUGUACUCCGUAUACAUCUUCAACCGCUACGGUGACAACAUCUACUACGCACAGUGGAAGCGCACAAGUGCGGUGCAGGAAGGUGAGGCUAGUCUCGUCGCGGGAUUCAUCUAUACACUGCAGCAUUUGUCAUCACAGCUUUCUUCGACAGGCUUGGGCGGAUUGAAAGCGGUGCAGACGCCGCUCUACAAACUUCACUUCGCCGAAACAAUGACAGGUUACCGUGUGGCGCUCCUUACCGACAAGGAUAUGAAUACGUCGCUAGUGCAAGGCAUCCUGGCCGAAAUGUUUCGUGAAGUCUUCCAAAAGACCGUGACGAAGGACCCGAACUACCGUCACGAAUUGGGUUGCAUGAUUACGGCUCCAGAGUUCGGGGAGGCUUUGGAGGGCCUCUUCCGCGCGAAGCAGCUACUCGAGUGA
Molecule: messenger RNA, 426 nt
Organism: Trypanosoma grayi
Lineage: Eukaryota; Euglenozoa; Kinetoplastea; Trypanosomatida; Trypanosomatidae
Product: trafficking protein particle complex subunit 1
Exons: 1
Coding region: 1-426 (141 amino acids)
Biological process (GO): endoplasmic reticulum to Golgi vesicle-mediated transport
Cellular component (GO): TRAPP complex
Source: RefSeq, a predicted model, not a curated record